Messenger RNA from Schistosoma guineensis, 4940 nucleotides. The record is from the annotation of a GenBank genome assembly. Lineage: Eukaryota; Metazoa; Platyhelminthes; Trematoda; Strigeidida; Schistosomatidae.
AAGGUUUGGGAUCUAGAGAGUGUACCAACGUCAUGGAAUGAGUCGAUAGUUGUCCCUAUCUUUAAAAAGGGUUCACGUCGUUCUUGUAACAACUAUCGGGGGAUAAGUUUACUUCCGAUUGCGUCCAAGCUAUUGGCUUCCGUCAUUCUUCGUAGGUUGUUCAAAACCCGAGAAAGAUUGACUCGCGAGGAGCAGGCUGGGUUUCGUUCUGGUCGAGGAUGUAUUGAUCAUAUCUUCACCCUCCGCCAAAUGUUAGAACACCGCCAUACUUUUCAAAGGCCAACAAUCGUAGUGUUUCUUGACAUCAGGGCUGCCUUCGAUUCGUUGGAUAGGACUGUUCUCUGGGAUUGUCUAUUGAAGAAGGGUGUGCCUGAGAAGUUUAUUAACAUCCUAAAAGCUCUGUAUAAAAACACCUCAGGCAGAGUGAGGGCAUACAACCACCUCUCUCCAUUGUUCCAUUCGAGCAGUGGGGUUAGGCAGGGUUGCCCAAUCUCACCAUUCCUCUUCAACUUUGCCAUCGAUGACAUUCUGGAAACAGCUCUGAUGAAUGUAAGUAAUGGUGGUGUGGAUCUGUUGCCUGGAGAAAGACUUCUCGACCUUGAGUAUGCGGACGAUAUUGUCUUACUGUGCGAUAAUGCCCAAGGCAUGCAAUCCGCACUUAAUCAGUCGGCAAUCAAUGUCCGUAGGUAUGGUAUGUGCUUUGCACCUUCGAAGUGCAAAGUACUUCUACAAGACUGGCAGGAUCCCAAUCCUGUACUCACCCUGAAUGGUGAGCAGAUAGACGUAGUUGAGAAGUUCGUGUAUCUGGGUAGCUGCAUAAGUGCUGGUGGUGGUGUGAGUGAUGAGAUCAAUGCACGAAUAGUGAAAGCCAGAGCGGCUUAUGCCAAUCUGGGCCACCUUUGGCGCCUUCGUGAUGUCAGUCUGGCUGUAAAAGGCCGGAUCUACAACGCGUCGGUGAGAGCAGUUUUGCUCUAUGCUUGUGAAACCUGGCCUCUCCGAGUUGAGGACGUUAGACGACUCUCUGUGUUUGAUCAUCGCUGUCUCCGAAGGAUUGCUGACAUUCAGUGGCAACACCAUGUUAGUAAUGCAGAGGUUCGGCAUCGUGUGUUCGGGCACAGAGAUGAUAACUCAAUUGGUGUCACCAUCUUGAAACACCGACUUCGGUGGCUUGGACAUGUUCUCCGAAUGUCGUCCCAGAGAAUUCCACGUCGUGCAUUAUUUGCCGACUCUGGGACUGGUUGGAAGAAGCGGAGAGGUGGUCAGUGCAUGACAUGGUGUCGUGGCAUGAAAGAAAGCUGCAAAGGACUGGCUUGUGUUGGUCCUUCACGACUCCCUGGCUGGGGUCCGAGAGAUGGUGCAACACAGUGGCUAGAGACGUUAUCAGAUAUGGCUCAGAAUAGAAGCCAGUGGCGAUCCUGCUGUAACCUUCUUUUACUUUCUUCAUAAAAAGUGGUUGUGUCUCCUUUACCUGAAAGAUUUCUUCUGAUUGUACCUCUUCGUCAUUACUCUCUUUUUCUUUUGCGUUCCUUAGUUUUUUUUUUCUUUCUACUUCUCUUCGAAUUCCCAUUGUUUUGUGUGGCGCAUAUAUAUUGGCGCUCUCUUGUACCAAUAUUUAUGUGUUCAAAUAAUAAUAAUAAUAAUUUUUCUAGGACCAAAUUGUUCGUCCAAUAUACUGUGCUAUUGAUCUUAGAGACCUUUCCUCCAAAUCAAAAUUAAAUGACGUUAUAGUAAAGGUGCGGUGGCAUCCGAAAUCUAACAGAACAUUGGUUAUUGUAACCGAAAAUUCCUUUAUAUAUUACAUUCAUUGUGUAAAGUCCUCAGAAAAUCAAAGCAUUCGAUUCAAUUUAUGGCUUGAAGCAGAUCUUUCAGUAUUUACUCAUAGCGCUCUUGAUGCUACCUACCAGGAUAUGAAUGAUUCGGAUGAGAGUUCUUGCAAUGAAAACGAUGAUAACAGUUCAUCAGUGUCCAAUACGAAAAUGAAUCUCAGUUUUGCUUUAGGCAGCAAGUGUGUCGACUUUGAUUUCGGUUCCGCACUAUUUAUAUCAAAACGCGGUUUAUCGGAAGCUCAGUUACAAGAUUGCUGUUUGUUCCUUCUUUACGAAACAGGUGAUGUUAUUCAAGUAUGUGGAUGCUUGUCCGUUCGUAAAAUGAAUCAGCUAAAAUGUAAUGUUUUGCACAUUUUCCCACCAUCAAUUGAUAAUUAUGGAGAUGAAUUCUGUGCUAUUCAUUGUAUUCGUCCUAUUGACAGUUCAGAAAUGCUUUCAUUUGAAAAACCUCCUGAUAUAUUAGUGUUAGCUGAUAAAAUUGGUCGUUUGCAUAAUGGUAUUGUUCUGCGAGCCAAUAUACCUGGACAGAAUAAAAACAAAAAUCAAACUACAACCCCUCCAGUUUUACUAUGUCUCGUUGAUAUUGUGGAUCUUGAUCUAAUGUCUAGUAAUAGAACAACUGUGCAACAGUGUCAUCCAAACGGUAGUAUACUUCAUUCUUCAAAUUAUUCUGAUUACAAUCAUUUUGAAUCUCCAUCGUUGUCAUUAGAACCAGCUAAUCUAAAUUUUUUGGACAAUAUUGAAUAUAAUAGUUAUUCAAUAGAUGGUUCAGAUUUUGUUAAAAAUAGAAUUUUUGGCUUGAAAUAUUCACAUCAAGGAUAUUAUGUAAUUCAUCAUAUGGGCAUUCAUCUUGUUAGUCUGUCAUGGAUUGAAAAUCUUUCACUAUGGUGUAGUGAAUUUAACAGUCAACUGUUAAAUGAUUCUAAUAAAUCUCUUAUUGAAGAGAUUCGGGAUUGGCAGUCAUGUGUGAAACACCUUGUCUGUGGCCAAAUUACCAUCUCUACCCCUGAUGGGAUGAAUGAAGAUAUGGAGGGAAAGUUUAGACUAGCUGGUUUCAUUGAACUAUCAUGUAAUUUCCUGUCAAAAAGUCAACCGAAAUCUAAAACUACAACCACAUUAGCUGAUUGUCGAUCAACUAAAGGUGUCACACUUUUGUUUAUUCGUGCACCUAUCCAACCAAUUGAUUCAACUGCCGGUAUAACUGAUUAUUCAUGUUUGGUACAUUUCAUCACUCUAACACGGAAACCUGAAAGUUAUGCUAUGAAACAGCGUUAUACUGGGUUAGAUUCAAGAACUACUGAUCAUUAUGAUUCCUGUGAUUCAACUCUCCGUUCACAUUUCACAUCUCAAAUAAAACAAGUGUUAUCGGGAGACAAUUCACAUUUUCCGAUGAUAACCGGUUUAAAUUUACAACCCGAUCUUACCCAGCAACAGUUGGUUCAAUUUUUUAUUAAGGUCUCUGAUAUACUGCGCAAAGGACCUCUAGAUCGUCUAAUGAAAGCUCGCUCAAUGAUUGAACAUCACUCUAGACAGUUACAAGAUAUAAUUUCAGCUCAACAUUCCGAAGCAAUGAAGCUAACAUCUGAACGUCAAACUUUACAAUCUAAAGCUGAGGACUUGGCAAAACGUCACUCUGUAAUCGCCGAGCGUCAAAGUAUGUUGGAUAAACGUAUGGCUAACUUAGCAACCCGUUUAGCCGCUUUAGGCGAAGGUCCUACUAAAGCUGAAAUCGCAAUGCGUAGUGAAGUUAUCGUAAUUCGUGAUCGUCUACACAAAGGCCUUAGGCAAUGGUUAUCGAAUCUCAAGAACCGUCGUGACAAAUUGGAAAAACAAAUACUGUUGCGCAAAAAAACAGAUAAAUCAUCUAUUCGUAACUCUCUUCCCAGCAGCCUUCUUAGAACCACCGAAAAUAUCGAAGGAAAUCAGUGGCAAACAGUAUCAGAAGAACUUCGCCGGGAAACUUUAGAAAUCAAAAUGUUAAUUAACGCAGUUAAAACGCUUAACACAAAGACUAUAAAUCCCUCCUAGUGUCUUAUUUUAUUUUCCCGUAUAUAAAUAAUUCCAGAUAGAAAUAAUACUGAACCCGUUCAUUUGGAUUAUUUUGUACACCUAUGAACGUUGAUUCGUUCUCUCUCACGUUAGGCUGCUGCUGUCAGUAUCCGGCCAACAGACAUUCAGCAUCUUAUGUACACAAUUGUUUAUAAAUACUUGUACCAUUUUAAUAAUGGUUGUGUUAGUUCUACAAUUUUUAGUAAAACUGUCUUGGCGUUCGUAAUAAAGAUUCUGAGUUUGAUGUUGACUGACAGUUGUCUUAACUUCCAUAUGUUCUUCAACUCGAGGAAUGCUGUUAUUGCUUUACCAAUCCUCGCCUUUACGUCUGCAUUAAAGCCUCCUUGUUCAUCGAUGAUGUUACCAGGUACGUGAAGGAUUCCACAUCUUCCAUAGCCUCUCUAUCAAGUGUGAUUGGGUUGAUGUUCUCUGUGUUGUAUUUGAGGAUCUAGCUUUCUUCAUUUUGUAUGUUGAGGCCUACUGAUGAAGAAGCUGCUGCUAUACUAGUUGUCUUUAUCUGCAAUUGUUGCUGUGUAUGGAUUAAGAGGGCUAGGUCAUCUGCGAAAUCUGUUCAUUGAAUUCCUCAAUCAAAAAGAGCACAAAAUAAUUUGUUGUUGCCAGUAAAUGUAGUCUCUGACUUAAAAAUUACUUCGAUAAUUUUGUCAUCUACGGAAUCCUCGACCAUAUCACUAUUUAUCAUUUUUUGUCACUGGUUGAAAUAUUGGUCACGUUUCAAAAUGUUUUUUGAUUUGCUGAGUCACAUGGUUGUAAACUUUCUUACUUUUGCUUGUGAUAUCUUUAUUUAAGGUUCAAAAGUUUUCUGUUUGAUCCUAAUAUACACAAUCAUUUAUAUCAACCAAUAUAGGACAAUAUAUUCUAAGAUACUGUAGACAUUGUCUUGAGUUACAAGUUUUCGGUGUCAGAGAUACUACCGUCAAACAUAAAGUAUUCACUUUAAUAUAAUAAACAACACAACUCGAGUCCUAUUAACAUUGCUAGAAAUGUAGAGAUUGUACAUUCUAGUCCGGUUGUUAUUCAUUUUCUUUUCAAGUGACUCAAUAAAAC